GUCGUAACUAUCCAGAAUUUAAACGAAAGAAUUCGGAGCGACAAUUGCAGCCAAUACAUUCUCAUGAUGAUCAUCUGGAAGAGUGGAAAAAAGAUAUAUUCUUGGAUUMUCGGUUCUAUCUGGCUUUCAUACCUUUUUGGUUUCUGGGACCGGGGCCAUACCACUAUUACUCCGUUCGUUGAUGCGCGACCCGUGACUUCCUUCCAGCUUGCUACGGGAGAGUGGGAUAUUUCGAUGAGAGGAAGCUACUGGAUGRACCCUUCCUUUGUGUUCCCAUCGGUUGCCGACCUCCAUGCAUCGCCAGCGACAAGACCGAACCCGGGGRAAAAACAGAGGUCGAUASCGCUCGUGAAACGACGGCCCUGGGGAUCUUCGUUGGAUUGCACGCUUUCCCUGGCUUCCGACGGGACCUUCGUGUUGACACCGAAGCAAACCACAAGUACAGAUGAAGGGCAGAGAUCGGUCUCGACAGAAGCUGAAGCUGACAAAACAAUUACGAACAGUCGUCCUAACCUAUUUGCGAGACGAAAAAAGCAAGCAGGAACGAUCCAAAGCCGUUUGCUACAUGUUCGUGGGACCUGGAGAGUUUUGCCGAAUCCUUACUGCGUGACCGAUCGCUUUUAUGACGAGGUAUCACUCACAGCCUACCCCCGCCAAAAAGUAGCGGCAUUAGGGGGGGAAGAGACCAAUAUUGAUGCUGAGGAAGGCGUGUUACGGACGGUGCAAUUGACAAUGAAUUGCCGCAUAUGGGGCAGGCACAUGCACAAUCGUCAACGAGAAGCUGGUGGAACAAAGCCAUAUCGAAUGACGCACGGAACAUUGGUAUGCAAUGAUGUUUAUACAGGUGAUAACCAUACACGGUGGUGGAGAGCAUUUUUUCGCCCUGUCCUAGCUUCGUUCUCGGCAGUGCGCUGUUCCGACGAUCCGAAACACGAGGGAUGGAUUGAUAAGGAACGGUAUGGGUACUAAAACGGAAGAAAAAAAAAAACAUAAUAGAAUAAUACAUUAUAG
Messenger RNA from Pseudo-nitzschia multistriata, 1011 nucleotides. The record is from the annotation of a GenBank genome assembly. NCBI's taxonomy places the organism in Eukaryota, Bacillariophyta, Bacillariophyceae, Bacillariales, Bacillariaceae.